CUUCUAUUCUUCCUUCUCUUUUCCCUCUUUCGCCUCUCUUUCUCUUUCUGAAGCAGUUUUCGAUAAGUUUAAAUUAUGUUUCGAUUGGUUGAGUCCGGAAUAAGGAGAAUUUCAGAUGAAUUUUUCUAAAAUUCAAAAUUCUGCUGCAUAAUUGGAGUUUUAUAGUUGCGAAUCGUUGUGUUAAGAUUCCAGUUGUUCAGCUAUUUCGAAAAUUUCUGAUGCUUGUUGCGUGUAUUCAAAGUAUUGGUAAUUCAACUCUUGAGUUUCCUAACUCUGAUUUGGUUUGGCUGGAAUUCCCUUGGAAUCUAUAAGUUUUGUGCGUUAAAACUCUAAGUGAGCCUCGUGGGGUGGUUUUACUGAUAAAUCUUGUUUAUUUUUAAGUUGCAUCCGAACUGUUUGAUUGUUGGACUCAAAGAACAUUGGUGGACUCAAAACAACUGGUACGAAUAGAAGUCACGGAGUCUUCUGGGGUUGGCUCAAUUGCGUUUUCCGGCAAAGUUCCCUCCUUUCUUAUGUCUGUCACGGUUUUCGGGUGAUUUUGUGGAUGAGAUACAGAGAAUGUGGAAGAUAUUCUCGACCAAGUCAUUAAACAUAUGUCUUGUUUCACUUUGUAGAGUAAAACAGUUGAAGAAAGCGGAAUUAGUGUUAAUUGAUGGUAUAAAAUUAGGUAUACUUCCAGAUGUGGUUACUUACAACACUCUGAUUGCUGGUUACUGCCGUCUACUUGGCAUUGAUACUGGUUAUUCAAUUAUUGGUAGAAUGAAGGAAGCUGGUAUUCAUCCAGAUAUUAUUACAUACAACACUUUGUUAUCAAGUGCAUGUAGAAGCAGAUUGGUGUCCCGAUGCCUAGAUUUAUUUGAAGAAAUGCUUGAAGAGGGUAUUUUUCCUGAUAUUCGUAGUUAUAAUAUACUGAUGCAUUGCUUUCUCAAGUCAGGAAAACCAGAUGAGGCUUACAAUGUCUUUAAGGAUAUAUUUUUGAAGGAGAUUACCCCUUCUCCAGGAACAUAUAACAUUAUGAUCAAUGGGCUUUGCAAGAAUGGUUAUGUGGAUAAUGCCCUCAGGCUACUUAGGACUCUGCAACGUAAUGGGUUCACUCCUGGUGUAGUUACCUAUAACAUUCUCAUUGACGGGCUAAGCAAGUCAAGAAAACAUAGAAGAGCUAGAGGGCUUCUGAAAGAAAUGCUAGAAGCCGGCCAAAGUCCAAAUGCUAUUACUUAUACCUCAGUGAUGAAAUCUUGCUUCAAGAAUGGGAUGCUCGAAGAAGGACUUGAGAUUUUCUCAGAGAUGCAGAAGAAAGGAUAUACUUUUGAUGGUUUCGCUUACUGCACAGUAACUGGCGCUUUACUUAAAGGAGGAAAAGUAAAGGAGGCUAAUGAAUGCAUUGGGAAUAUGUUCAAAGUUGGCAUUGAUCUAGACAUGGUAUGUUUCAAUACCCUGGUUAAUAUUUAUUGCAAAGAAGGAAAGUUUGAAGAUGCCUUGAAGUUGUUGGGUGAGGCAGAAGAGAGGGGGUUGCAAUGUGACGAUUAUACACACUCUAUUUUGAUUGAUGGGCUGUGCAAAGUAGGUUGUAUAAAGUUGGCACAGAAAUAUUUGAAAAACAUGAAAAUGUUGGGUUUAGAGACUAAUUUGGUUGCUAUGAAUUCUUUUAUUGAUGGAGUGUGUAAACAUGGUCACAUUGAUCAUGCAUUGCAGGUCUUUGAGUCCAUGAAAGUAAAAGAUGCUUUUACUUAUUCCUCCAUCGUUCGUGGACUUUGCAGAGCUGAGAGGUAUAAACUAGCUGCUAAGCUACUCCAUUCUUGUGUUACGAAGGGAGCUCAAAUCCUUAGGUCUGAUAAGAAGGCUGUUAUGCGCGGUCUUCGCUAUUCAGGAUCUCUAGCUGAAGCCAAGAAAUUUCAGAAAAAUAUCCGGUUGGCUAAGAUUUUGUAUUAUUAACGUGGCCCUGGUGAUGCAUUUACCAAAACUAAAGAUUAGAGAGUAGUUGAUAUUGAAGUCAAUUUGCAGUCAUUUGUUGAAAGGUGUUGGAGCAAUGGUACUGAUUAAAAUGUGUAUUCACGUGAUGGAAGAAAGGUACUCAGAUGGCGUCUGUCUCUUUGACUAGUGAAUCGGGAAUUGGACCAUUCUCCCUGAUCAUACCAAAGGGAAAGUUGCUCAUAUCGAAAUGAUGCUGCUAACAGAUGGACUCCUUCAAGGCUUGAACGGUUGAACCCAACACAGGAGGUGACAUUCUAUUCAGCAAUACGCAUGCAUUGAAGUGGAUGAAGAAUUGGGAAUUUACAAUCCUCCGGAUUUUGGUUUAUCCUCCAGCGAAGAGUACACUGUACAUCCACAAUGUGCUUGACAAACAUCUGAUGACAUCCUGCCUGUCGCUGUAGGAUGAUGAAUCCAUCACGAAUCUAGUUAUAUACAAGUUUUCAUAACCUCCGGGAGUGAACGUUUUGAAUUAACUGAAGCUGGUGAUAUUCUAGAAACCGACGAAAGCUACGAAACCGGUGAGACCAGACGAUCUCAUUCCAAGUCCAGAAGGCGGAAAAUUCGGAUGCCACCACCAACGGCGGCAAAACCAAAAUUUAGGACAAGGAGGGGAUUCUACCGAACCAGCAGACGUUGAUCUUUCGUUCAUGUUUUCAAUUUUUUUAAUAUAACAAUCUCAAUUACAAUCAAUUGGUGUUUUUUUUGCGUUAUAUUCAUUGUGAUGAUCAUAUACUCCCUCCGUACCAUAAUUAUUGUCCACUUUGUCUAAAAAAUUUUGUCCCAAAAUUAUUGUCCAAUUUGACUUUUUAUGGAUUAAGUUAUACAUUUGCCCUUAAUAAAAAACAUUAUCCAUAAAAUCUUUGUGGUUAAACAAUUACUUAUGUAGGGGUAUAUCUGGUUGUUUAAGGUAAAAUAUUGUUAAGUUUGACAAAAAAUAAAAUCUUUCAUUUUACUGAAACUGGACAAUAAUUAUGGGACGGAAGGAGUAACAUUUUUCAAUUUUUCUUUUUUAAUUCUCUUACAAGGAAAGAGUCUGUGAUCUAGGAAAAUCAAUAAUCUUACCGGUAAAUACAUGUAUUUUAUACUCUUUUCAUAUUGAAUCAUACAUUGCGAAUUAAUUUUUUUUUUUUUUACUUAUUUUAUCUAUCUACGAAUGAUAAAUUUCUUUGCUGUUUUACGAAUUGUAAAUUUUCUUUUGAUAAUGAAACGUUGGAUCGUAUCAUGUACUCAUGUUAGAUUCACUAUUAUUAAUGAUCUCUAGCACUAGCGACUAGUAUACACGCUAUACAGCAUUGGGUCAAUUAAAUUUCAGUUUCAUAUUGUUUUGCAGGAUUUAUUAAAAACUUGUAUUUUCUUCUUUCAACUUGUAUUUCAAUCACUAGAAACGGGCCUCCACAAAC
Oldenlandia corymbosa var. corymbosa is the source of this 3371-nucleotide messenger RNA. The record is from the annotation of a GenBank genome assembly. Lineage: Eukaryota; Viridiplantae; Streptophyta; Magnoliopsida; Gentianales; Rubiaceae.